This is a messenger RNA of Pelodiscus sinensis (Chinese soft-shelled turtle), 622 nucleotides long. Its product is annotated as fatty acid-binding protein, adipocyte-like. Gene Ontology annotation, molecular function: lipid binding. Lineage: Eukaryota; Metazoa; Chordata; Testudines; Trionychidae. The record is from RefSeq and is a predicted model, not a curated record.
GUUGAAAGAAUUAGACAUGAAAUGGAUCCUCUGAUAUAAUUUGUUCUUGAAAUAAAUUCCCCAAAAACACUUGAGUUCCCAUUGGUCUUCUACAGCGAAUCACAUGUUCAGGUCAGCUUCAUAAAGAAGCUAAUCUAAACUAAGCUCUCCAUUUUAUUUUCCUCCCUCUUAUUGAGAGUUGCUGAUUUUUCCCUGCAGCACAUUGUCUAACAAGCUCUACAGCAUGUGUGAGCUGUUUGUGGGAAUCUGGAAACUUGUCUCCAGUGAAAAAUUUGAGGACUAUAUGAAGGAGCUGGGUGUGGGUUUAGCUACCAGGAAACUGGGCAGCCUGGCCAAACCCACUGUGACAAUUAGCAUUGAUGGUGAUGUGAUAACCAUUGCAACCAAGAGUACUUUCAAAAGUACUGAGGUGUCCUUCAAGCUGGGGGAGGAGUUUGAGGAAACCACAGCAGAUGACAGGAAAACCAAAAGCAUUGUCACCUUGGAAGAAGGCUCACUAAGUCAGGUGCAGAAGUGGGAUGGUAAACAGACCACAAUAAGGAGAAAACUAGCAGAUGGGAAAAUGAUUGUGGAAUACACCAUGAACAACAUCACUUGCACUAGAGUCUAUGAGAGAGCAUGA